AGGCCUAAACAUAAGCAGCUAUCUCUAAACCCAUUUAAUUACACCAGAGUAAACUCUUGGGUUCUGUUUCGAUGCUGUGUAUCACUGUUUAGCUUUCCAUUUGCUGUACCGAGUUAUGGCCGAUUCUAAUCGUUUUUUCGUUCAAAAACCCUAAGCCCCGAGUCCCCUGAUAAUCAGAACAGAACCUCACCUUUGCGGCCUUGAAGUGGGCAUGGAUCGAUCUUCCAAUCUCCUCGAUGAAGCCCUAGGGCUCGACGAUCGCAACAACCCCUCGUCAUUGUACGGGCGGGCGGUGCUAAUCGAGGACUGCGUCGAGACCAGCGGCGCAUUCAUUCUUCAUCACCUCAUCAAGCGUUCUCUCUUGCCUAACACCUCGGGAAUCGUCAUAUUCGUCGCUUUAUCCCAACCCUUCUCUCACUACGAUCGCAUCUUACGGAAACUGGGUUGCAACUUAGUUACACAAAGAGAUAAUAAUAGGUUCCUUUUCAUUGACAUGCUUAUGCUCGAGUGUCCAGAUGGAGAUGGAGAAAAUUGUGAAAGUGGACUCAUUGCAUUGUAUGGGAGAAUACAAAAGGCUGUGGAAGGUAGUGUCUUAUCUGAAGGGAGGAGGAACUGCAUAACGAUUAUGAUAGAUGAUCUAUCUCUUAUGGAGGUGGCUACUAAUGGCUCUUCAAAUCAUGUCUUGAACUUUCUGCAUUACUGCCACUCAUUAACAUCAGAAUUGGGUUGUUCAUUGGUCAUGCUUAAUCAUAAGGAUAUCUAUUCAAGCAUGGAGAGGCCUUCAUUAAUUUUACAGAUGGAGCACCUUGCUGAUGUUCUGAUAAAGGCAGAACCCUUGGCUACUGGUUUGGCAAAUGAUGUGCAUGGAGAGUUAACAGUUUUGAAUAAAAGCCUAUCUGAUAUUCCGGGAAGUUUAAUGAACAAUAUCCGCAAUUUUCACUUCAGGGUCAAGGAAAACAGUGUUGAAUGCUUUUAUCCAGGAUGGCGGAAUUGAAUGACACGCUCCAAACAGCCUUGCAGAAUGGCUGAAUGUUAUUUUAUUUGUUUUAUUUUCCUUCCAAGGUUUCCUCUUUUCUGGAUUUGGAAUGUAUUGUAAUGAAAUAGAGGGAAGUAUUUUUAGUUAUAGUGGAUUUUUUCCUUGGCUGUUUUGUUCUGUGGACAAACUGGAGAACUGUAUGGUACAUAUUCAUAUUCUGAAUUAUUGAAUUUAUGUAUCAAUUCAAAGUAA
Molecule: messenger RNA, 1228 nt
Organism: Malania oleifera
Lineage: Eukaryota; Viridiplantae; Streptophyta; Magnoliopsida; Santalales; Ximeniaceae
Product: elongator complex protein 6
Exons: 5
Coding region: 212-994 (260 amino acids)
Biological process (GO): tRNA wobble uridine modification
Cellular component (GO): elongator holoenzyme complex
Source: RefSeq, a predicted model, not a curated record